This is a messenger RNA of Schistosoma guineensis, 1282 nucleotides long. NCBI's taxonomy places the organism in Eukaryota, Metazoa, Platyhelminthes, Trematoda, Strigeidida, Schistosomatidae. The record is from the annotation of a GenBank genome assembly.
UUUUACAAGGUUACUGUUAGCUACGUGUUGUUUGUUUACUAUGAACAAAAAAGUAAUAUGCCUGUUUGACGUUGAUGGAACACUUACAAAGCCACGCAAUAUUAUAUCCGAUCAUAUGACUGAAUGUUUGCUUAAAUUGUGCUCUAAUAUUCCCUUGGCUGUGGUUAGUGGUUCCGAUUUCCAGAAGGUUUCUUCACAGAUUGGGACACUCGCUACCGAAAAAUUUUCAUAUAUAUUCUCUGAAAAUGGUUUGGUAGUACACAGUUAUGGUCAGAAAAUUAAAAGCACAAAUAUUGUUGAGCAUGUUGGUGAGGACAUCCUUCAACGUUUCAUCAAUUUCUGUCUCCAGUAUAUGUCAAACCUCUGGCUUCCGAGGAAAAGAGGAAAUUUUAUUGAAUUCAGAAAUGGUUUGAUAAAUGUGUGUCCAGUUGGACGAAGCUGUAGUCAGGAAGAACGAGAUGAAUUCGCUGAAUAUGAUGCGAAACAUAAAAUUCGCGAAAAUUUCGUCAUGAAAAUGCGUUCGGAAUUUCAUUCAAGUCCUUUAGAGUUCGCUAUAGGUGGACAAAUUAGUAUUGAUGUUUUUCCAAAAGGUUGGGACAAACGAUACUGUUUACAAUUCCUGAAAGAUUACGAUACUAUACAUUUCUUUGGUGACAAAACAGAAGAGGGUGGAAAUGAUUACGAAAUAUUCAAUGACCCACGAACCAUCGGACAUACUGUUAUGUCACCGGAAAAUACAGAAGCUCAACUCAAAGCGUUAUUCCCCGAAUAUUGUUAAACAUGUAUAUAAAUAAACACUUAGCAAUAAGCAACGUCAGCGGUUGGAAUAAAAAAAUAUAAGUGCGAAUUUAUUUCUAAAUUUUUUUAUAGACAAAAUUUUAGUUCACACUAGACACAGUUUAGUCUGUUUAUUUGUUACUUUGACCUUUUGUUUAUACUUAAAUAUUACUAUUCUUUAUUGGUCGUUUAUUCUAGUUUAUACAUGAUGAAGAUAUUUUAUAGAACAAUAAUUAUUGCUCUUUAAUAUUGCCACAUCUUAUCUUAUUUUGUCUUUUUAAUUCAUUAGGUUACUUUUCCUGUAGAAACUGUAUAGUAUGUUCUUGUAUUUGUGAUUAGAUAUUAGUUAGUUGAGGUUUUCGUCUGUCUACAGAUUUAUUAAGUGAGUGGUGUAAUAUUGAGUAUGUGAACCCAACUCGGUGGUUUUGUCCGACCAACACUGCUCAUCCCAUCAGUCAGCGACUUCAAAAACUCACUCUACUUUCUAGUUUGGUCACCUCUCAGC